UCGUCAUAUUUGACAUGUUGUUUAUAGAAAUUUCGAGGUUAGCAUCAUUAAUUUCAUUUUGUAUAUUUUCACAAGUUGAAAAAGCUAUAUUUUAUUGUAAGUGGUUAUAAUAAAACAAGAAAAUGCCUAAGUACUACUGUGACUAUUGUGAUACCUAUCUGACACACGACUCGCCGAGUGUUAGGAAAACUCAUUGCACGGGACGCAAACAUAAAGACAAUGUAAAGUUUUUCUACCAGAAAUGGAUGGAAGAACAAGCGCAGCAUCUCAUUGACGCCACAACGGCUGCAUUCAAAGCUGGCAAGAUUGCGCAGAAUCCGUUUGGGACUAAAGGAGCUGCUAUUCCGCCACCGUGGGAUCCGUCUGUGAUGGGCCCGGGAGGCCCUCGGCAGGGCGUGCAGACGGGGCCUGGCGGGCCGCCUCCGGGCAUGCUGCCGCCCCCUGGAGCCAUGGGCCCUGGAGGACCCAUGGCACCGCCCAUGAUGAUGGGCCCUCACGGACCCAUGGGGCCGAUGAUGGGAAUGAGGCCGCCCAUGAUGGGUAUGAUGGGGCCCAUGGGGCAGAUGGGACCUAUGGGGCAAAUGGGCCCAAUGGGGCAAAUGCGGCCGCCACUAAUGAAUGGACCUCCUAUGAAGAAUUAAGCUUAGUAAGAAGCGUGUUGUGUCUGAAUACUGUGUCAGAUUUAGUGGUGGUUUUUGAGUGCUGUAUGGGUCUCGCUACCACAAGCAGCCGAUCUUGGAAAUAUGUUUAGUACUUCAUAGUGUGUUUGAAUUCAUUGACUCAUAGAGGUUUGUGUUUUGGUUGGUCCUAAUCUACGCAGUAUUAGGUACAACAUGUCUAGCAUAAGUUAAUUUAAGAUGUAAAUUUAAUAAUUAAAAUUUCUAUCCAUAAA
Plutella xylostella (diamondback moth) is the source of this 892-nucleotide messenger RNA. RefSeq names its product small ribonucleoprotein particle U1 subunit C (gene snRNP-U1-C). Gene Ontology annotation, molecular function: zinc ion binding; pre-mRNA 5'-splice site binding. NCBI's taxonomy places the organism in Eukaryota, Metazoa, Arthropoda, Insecta, Lepidoptera, Plutellidae. Gene Ontology annotation, cellular component: U1 snRNP; nucleus. Gene Ontology annotation, biological process: mRNA 5'-splice site recognition; mRNA splicing, via spliceosome; spliceosomal snRNP assembly. The record is from RefSeq and is a predicted model, not a curated record.